GCUAUGACUGGACAAGUGGCCACCCACAAGCUACGAGCAGCUGUGGAAGAAGCUUUAGAGUGGUCUCCUGAUUUCGAUCGGCUGGAGGGUGCGAAGAAGGUUCUUGCAAAGGAGGAGAAGCAAGAUGCUGCACGAGCUGCAAUGCAAGGUGCUCUAAUUACAAGAGAUCCGACAGAGCUCGCCGCUGCCAUCAGGCACGGCAGAGAGGCCGGACUGGAGGCAGUGAUUCCAGUGGUGCCGGUGCUAAAUGUCUUUGAUGUUGCAAUUUCUCUUCGAGCAUUGUCGGUGUUCCUGUCUCGGGUGAGAUUCGACUAG
Messenger RNA from Symbiodinium necroappetens, 315 nucleotides. The record is from the annotation of a GenBank genome assembly. Lineage: Eukaryota; Dinophyceae; Suessiales; Symbiodiniaceae.